Messenger RNA from Staurois parvus, 538 nucleotides. The record is from the annotation of a GenBank genome assembly. NCBI's taxonomy places the organism in Eukaryota, Metazoa, Chordata, Amphibia, Anura, Ranidae.
UCAGCUGUUCUCUGAUGCAGGACCUUACCUGUUCCUCGGUCCAGUGCUGCGCAGUCUUUCCGCGCCAGCAUCUGUGACAGCUGUGUGCCCACUGCGCAGUCUCUGGUCAUCCCCUAUACUGUUUUCAGUCUCUUGGUCAUCCCCUGUACUUUCUACAGUCUCUGGUCAUCUCCUGUACUGUCUGCAGUCUCUGAUCAUUCCCUGUACUGUCUGCAGUCUCUGAUCAUUCCCUGUACUGUCUGCAGUCUCUGGUCAUUCCCUGUACUGUCUGCAGUCUCUGGUCAUCUCCUGUACUAUGUCCGCAGUCUCUGGUCAUCUCCUGUACUGUGUCCGCAGUCUCUGGUCAUCUCCUGUACUGUGUCCGCAGUCUCUGGUCAUCUCCUGUACUGUGUCCGCAGUCUCUGGUCAUCUCCUGUACUGUGUCCGCAGUCUCUGGUCAUCUCCUGUACUGUGUCCGCAGUCUCUGGUCAUCUCCUGUACUGUGUCCGCAGUCUCUGGUCAUCUCCUGUACUGUGUCCGCAGUCUCUGGUCAUCUCCU